Molecule: messenger RNA, 1477 nt
Organism: Zingiber officinale
Lineage: Eukaryota; Viridiplantae; Streptophyta; Magnoliopsida; Zingiberales; Zingiberaceae
Product: aspartic proteinase nepenthesin-1-like
Exons: 1
Coding region: 3-1298 (431 amino acids)
Cellular component (GO): extracellular region
Source: RefSeq, a predicted model, not a curated record
CCAUGGCUAACGUGCUCUUCUUCUUCGUCGCCUUUGUCGUGCUUCUCUUCCUCGACCCUCACGUCGAAGGGUCUCGCCUCAGCCUCACCCAUGUCGACUCGGCCGCUCAACUCACCUCGGCGGAGCGAUUCCGUCGCGCCGCCCGCCGGAGCCACUCUCGGAGGCAGGCCUUCGAGGGAAAGUGGAGCUCGCCGAGCACCGUCGUGGCAGUCGUCGACUACGCAGGUGAUACCGAGUACGUCAUAGACUUCGGCAUCGGUUCGCCGGUGCUUCCUGCCACGGCCAUCCUCGACACCGGAAGCGACCUCAUUUGGACGCAGUGUGUCCCCUGCCUCGAUUGCCUCUCGCAGCCGAGCCCCUACUACGACCCCUCCAAGUCCUACACCUUCUCGCCGGUGCCCUGUUCCAGCCCUUUCUGCAGCAACCGAACCUCAAUUGACAACGACUGCGGAGGAGACCGGUGCCUCUACUUAGCCUCCUACGGGGACGGCAGCGAGAGCAUAGGCUUCCUCGGGACGGAGACAUUCAUUUUUGGCGACGGAUCGUCGAUCGCCGGCGUCACGUUCGGAUGCGGGUUUCAGAACAACGGCUCGUUAUCGAACUCCACCGGCAUCGUCGGCAUGGGCCGAGGCCCGCUCUCGUUGCCGUCGCAGCUGAACCCUCGCAAGUUCUGGUACUGUCUCACCCCUUUAGACAGCUCCGCCGCCAGCCAUCUCUUCUUGGGUUCCACGGCGAGCCUGGGAGGAAACAGAGGAGCCUUAAUUGGAAGCACGCCGUUGAUCUCCAGCCCGCUUACCUACUUUUCCACCUUCUACUAUCUCUCCUUGCUCGGGAUCUCGCUCGGAGGCAAUCGGCUUCCGAUUCCGGCGUCCGUCUUCCAGCUGAAACCCGAUGGCUCCGGCGGGACCUUCAUCGACUCCGGCACCUUCCUCACGUCACUGAACCAGGCCGGGUACGACAUACUCAGGGAGGAGAUAAUCAAGCAAGUGCGGAAGCCGGCGGCGGAGUUGCCGGAAGUGAUACGGGAUACGGGCGUCGAUCUCUGCUUCUCGUUUCAUGGAGCGAGCUGGCUUCCGCCGAUGCCGGAGCUGGUGUUCCACUUCGAGGGCGCCGACAUGAGGUUUCCGAGGGACAAGUACAUGGCGUACGUCGACGACCUGGGGUUGCUCUGCUCGGUAAUCGUCGGAACGCAGGACUCCUCGAUCUUCGGCAACUACCAGCAGCAGAACAUGCACAUCCUCUUCGAUCUGGAAGCCGACGUGCUCUCCUUCGUUCCGGCGAACUGCAACCAACUCUGACAUGAACGCAUGUCUGUAAUUUUACGUAGCUUCUGCGUGGCACUUAAAGGUAGUGUGUGUUACGGGUGUUUGGUUAAAUAAAUAAAUAGUAAAUUGUCCUGAUAUAUAUAUAUAUAUAUAUAUAUAUAUAUAUAUAUAUAUAGAGUAGGUACAUGCUGCGUACUGCAGCAUGCGUAGAA